CUGCUACCUCCACAGUUCAGUCCCACCCGUUCAAGCAUGACAAUUUCCUCAUUAAUCGUUUCAUCAAGGGUUAAAACUCGCCUGUUCAUUAACCUACUAAUCAUACUUUAGCUAUCCUUUUGCUAUCGAUGCCUAUCACUCACCAGCGAAACGACUUCAUGUGACGUGCCACCCUAUCAGAAUCUACGACACUGCCCUGCAUCUGGCUCCUGAGCACAAUGGAGACCACCUCUGCCUCUCCUCCGCAGAAUCGUAGGUCCCAGGCACGUGUGCCGCAAGCAUGCCAAAUGUGCAAAAUAAAAAAAACAAAGUGUGGUCAGACUGUACCCUGUAAAAACUGUGAAUCCCAUGGCUGGACUUGUAUCUACGAGAAGAAGAAUCGAGGCAGUCUAUCAGCGCAUGGUACGAAGCGAAGCCAGGGUCAGAAGGCCGCGCUUGCAACGGACUCAGAAACUCCAGAUCUAGCAGUUUUACAAGAAGUAUCAGGAGCUCCAAGAGCCCAGAGUCUUUUAUCUAAAUCAGCAACCUUCAGCACUGCAGAAUCGGGAGAAAGUAUAUUCUAUGAAGACAACACGCCACCUGUAUCGUAUACCUCACUCCGAGACAGAGAAAAAGAGCGAGACGGUAAGGCACUCUCAAGUUUAGGGGAAGAUCUUGAAACUGUCUCCGGCGAAAAUUCGCAAGAGAGCGAGCCUUUACGCGAUGUCAAUCAGCACACGACGGGUAGAGAAUACUAUGGGCGCUCGUCAAACUUCGCCCUUCUCGGACAACUGUUUGCCCAUGCGCGCUCAAAGUUGUCUGCCAGUAGGAAUUCCGUGCCGUGUCAACAGUCAGAAUUGUUAGCAACUGCGGCUACCUCAGAAGGACCUAUCCGUAACUCUGGACUCGAUCCCCAUCGUCCGGCAGGAGAGAGUCAGACGACCAACAAAAGUCCACUGGGAGCUGAUAGGUUGUCUAUCGUCAACCUACUCUACGAUGAUGAAACAUCUGUCAGUGAACCAAAUUCAAAGCUCCUCGUUGCUACGCAUAAAGCAAACGUUCGACCAGACACUGCUGCUUAUGUACACAGUCACCCCCAAAAUAGAGAUACAGAUUCAAAUGAAUUCGCAACUACGGAUGAUUUUCACACUGCCAGGUUGGCAAACAAGACAGAACGAGUCGCCCCUGUUCACCCUUACAGGAGAGGGACUUUCCCAACUAAUCAAGCAAGCGAUAAUUACGGACGAAGUCGUACCGAGUUGGCAAUAGAGAAGGAAUACUUGAGAAUCUUCUUCACCAAUUUGUAUUAUAUUCAUCCUUUUCUUUCUCAAACGCAGUUUGAGGCACGUUGCGAAACAACGAUCUGGUCACGAUGGCCUUUGACGGAAAUAGCCCGAGGCGACUUACAUUUCGUCGCACUCUACAACGUUAUUCUGGCUGUUGGUUCACUCAUAGGAAGUCAGGACACAUUUAUGGGCCAUAGGAAGCAGCUAGAUCAUGAUCUCGGUGCUAGUCAUAGUGAUAUGUCAACCGCUACCUCGUCUAUCCAGCUUUCGAGGAUCUUUCUGGAUAGAUCAAAAAGGUUACUUGGGGAUUGCUUUGAAGUCUGCUCUUUAGAAAGCGCCCAAACACUGAUGUUAAUGUCACUGUAUUGGCAGAAUGCCUUGAAGCCUCAUGCUUGUUAUAUGUAUAGUGGGAUGGCUGUACGUACGGCUCUUGCCAUAGGAUUACCGGAUGCAUCGAUGCCUCAAUCGGUUGAAUGGCGAAACUCCGCGAGAAAAACUUGGUGGGCAAUCUAUUCUCAAGAAGUUGAUAUGUGUUGUUCCUCUGGACGAAUGAGCAGUCUGUUGGAUCCAUCAAGCUAUGAUAUUUCCUUCCCUGAGAUCAGUGGCACAUCAAACUCCGCUAAAACCGACACUGAAGCAAACCACGUCGCCAUCAUUCCAGAAAUGGUUAAAUUUGCAGCGCUUCUGUUAAGAGCAUCGAAAGAGAUAUAUCAUGAGGCAAAGCAUCUAUCCAUGCUAGAAAAAUCGAAGAUUGCGUUUGACCUGGAUUCAUGCUUUACAGAAUGGAGAAACAACCUUCCUUCAUGGCUCGGUCCUGGUUCGAAUGCUCUAAAAGAGCCUGAAUGGGUUGGCAAACAAAAGCUUGUCUUAGAACUCCGAUAUCAAAAUGCCAAAAUACUGCUGCAUCGGCCAUUCGUAGCUGCAUCUGACGUUCAACAGUCCCUUGGCUUCGGCGCCAACGUCGAAGCCUGCCUCACCGCCGCCCGUCGCACAAUCAGCCUUCUCUAUGAGUCCUACCUCCACCGCCACUACUUCCGUUCGUGGCGCUACAACACCACCUACACGAUCUACGCCGCCACAAUCAUCCUAUACCUGAUCCUGCUCGACUACAGUGUCGUCUCCACUGAAGACCUGCUCGCUGACGUCCAGAAAUCCCUCGACAUCCUAGCCUCUAUGGACGAGGCACGCGUUGCACGCCGCUGCUUCGACCUCAUCCAGGAACUGCUGGAAUUUACACAGAGCCACGUUCGGCAGCGCCAGCGGCUUGAGCGCCAGGAUACCCGUCAUGCGCAAUAUCCGCUUUCCAUGCAGGAUCCUGUGCCUAGAUUUGAGAUGGACAGAAGUGUAGAGGCGAAUCAGGGGUUCUUAAGUCCCGCGCAAUCGAAUAUGGAUGGUGCUACUUGGGCGAUGAAUCCUUCGAUGAGCGGGAUAUGGGCGAGCAUGAUGGAUCCCAUAGCUCUGGAGGGCUUUGUAGUCGGCGACGAACCGAUUGAGGGGAUGGUGUAUGAUAACUCUUGGUUUGGGGCGAUGUGAUGUGAUGCAAUAGGCAAUUGGAGCAAGGCAGAGAGUACUAGUCGUUCCUUUCCCGUUCGCUGUCGGCCAAGUGACACAAAUAAGUAGUCUGAUUUAUGAUCUACUGGAAACCUAGCUUUGGAAAAUUGAAUCAAAUUUCCGAGUUCACACGGAGGCAUUCCCCUUUGCAAUCGAAACAACCAGCGUGCUCCCCUCGACUCCCACAACUCCAACUGUUACGAGGCACUGCGACUACAAUCGUCUGAUUUUAUUGCUCAAGAACUCACCCAUCACGCAGCGGUUUCUCAUUUUCAGAGGCGAAUCCGUCUUUGCGCAAAGUUCACUACUUAUAGGUACUUGAGUGGGAACCGGAUAGCGGCCCCUCAUUGUCAUCCUUUGAUGAAAGAAGUUCGAUAAAUGUAGUAGUAUCAUGCGAUACAAUAGAAUCGCAAGCAUGGCAACAAGUUUGUUGGUAGCGCCCUAUGUGUGUGUAGGUUUAGCAAAGUCAUACGA
Messenger RNA from Pseudogymnoascus verrucosus, 3290 nucleotides. RefSeq lists its product as uncharacterized. The transcript is spliced from 11 exons. Gene Ontology annotation, biological process: DNA-templated transcription; positive regulation of transcription from RNA polymerase II promoter by galactose. The record is from RefSeq and is a predicted model, not a curated record. Gene Ontology annotation, molecular function: zinc ion binding; RNA polymerase II cis-regulatory region sequence-specific DNA binding; DNA-binding transcription factor activity, RNA polymerase II-specific. Gene Ontology annotation, cellular component: nucleus. Lineage: Eukaryota; Fungi; Ascomycota; Leotiomycetes; Thelebolales; Thelebolaceae. Bases 219 to 2798 code for a protein of 859 amino acids.